This is a messenger RNA of Phytophthora infestans T30-4, 396 nucleotides long. RefSeq lists its product as uncharacterized. The transcript has a single exon. The record is from RefSeq and is a predicted model, not a curated record. Lineage: Eukaryota; Oomycota; Peronosporomycetes; Peronosporales; Peronosporaceae. The coding region runs from base 1 to 396 and encodes 131 amino acids.
AUGACAAGUCGCUACAAACCGGAGCUCAUGAGGUUCAUGGCCUUCACGAACGGCGUGGCGUACAGCGGCGACUACGUCUUCACUAUGGGCGAGCUCCUUAACAUCACACCAGAUCACGUCUGUCGCUGGAUGAACCAGCAGGCUUACGGCGACCCAGAGCCAGAUGAAUCCAUGAAACCUAUUCACCGUCGCUCAAGCACGCUUGAGUUUGCUAAGAAAGCUAUAUCAUCUUUUAUGCCGCGAAUAAAUACAACAUGGGAUCCUGUGAACGAACGCGGUAACCCAACACGCUCGGACGCUGUGAACAAGCUGAUCAAGAAGGUGAAAAAGUUUGAGGUACGUCGCGAGGGGGCAGAAUCCAAAGCUCGCCGAGCUGUGGAGUUUGCUGAGUUCUGA